AUGGAUUAUUAUUUAAGUAGAUUGCCUGGCGUUGGCAGAUUUACGGGUCCACGACAUUUCCAAAUCUUCAAGAAUCUUGCACCAUCAUUAGCACUAUUCGGUGGAUCAGUUGGUCUCUAUUUUCUUUACAUAACCGAUUGGAAAGUCACAAAUACAAAUAUUCCAAUUUAUGGACGUAAAUUCGAAGAAAUGAAACGAGCAGCACUGAUCGAGAAACAUGGACAAAAAGCUGUCGAUGACGGAACAGCUUCGGACGAUUAG
Molecule: messenger RNA, 261 nt
Organism: Rotaria socialis
Lineage: Eukaryota; Metazoa; Rotifera; Eurotatoria; Philodinida; Philodinidae
Source: the annotation of a GenBank genome assembly